GAACCCGCGCGGACAUUACCUUGACAUUAAAAUGAUCAAUCAAAGAGUAUUGCAACAGUAUAUAAGGCUAGAGAAAACCGUAACAGGCAUCAUUUGGCAAUCAUUGCCCAACAGAACCAGGAGCACAGGAAACCAUGAGAGCAAUCACUGUGGUGUGUCUGGCAGUAGCCGUGGCGGCCGUGGCGGCGCGGGACCCGCGCUACAAGAGGAACGCGGACCUCGAGGAGGCGGCUUCCCACCACUGGGAGAAGGGUGGCGGCGGCGAGCACCACGGCGACCACCACCACGAGCACGGCGGCGGCGGCGAGAAGGGCUACAAGGGCCACCACGAGCACGAACACGGCAAGAAGGGACACUCCCACCACGAGGGCCACAAGGGCCACUACGGCGAACACGGCGGCCACAAGAAGCACCACCACCACGACGACGGCCACUAUGAUGAGCACCACCACGGAGAAAAGGGAGAAAAAGGACACGGCUUCGAAGAAAAGGGACACUUCCACAAGGGACACUCCACUAAGGGCCAUCAUGGUGUACACAAAAUAGACGAGUUCAAGAAGGACAAGCACUUCCACGACAAGCACGGCGAGUCUGGCUUCGAAGAGGGCUACGGCGGUCACCACCACGAGGGCGGACACGAGAAGGGCGGCCACUUCCACAAGGGACACAAGGAGGGCGGCCACCAUGAGCACCACCACGGCAAGAAGGGCCACCACGAGGAGGGAGGACACCACCACGACCACAAGGGACACCACGACGAGGCCGGCCACCACGAGCACUGGAGACACCACGAGGGACACGGCGGCAAGGGCGGACACGAAGACCACAAAGGCUGGGACUGGAAGAAGGGGCACAAAUAAGUCACCUGUAAUUGUUUAAUUGCUCACGCAUUUGUUUUUGUUAAUGUUUUGUGAUACGGAAUGAAAUAAAUUAUUUAAACAUUUUA
Molecule: messenger RNA, 946 nt
Organism: Cydia amplana
Lineage: Eukaryota; Metazoa; Arthropoda; Insecta; Lepidoptera; Tortricidae
Product: histidine-rich glycoprotein-like
Exons: 1
Coding region: 135-860 (241 amino acids)
Source: RefSeq, a predicted model, not a curated record